Messenger RNA from Larimichthys crocea (large yellow croaker), 1782 nucleotides. It is a transcript of the gene sbspon, whose product is annotated as somatomedin B and thrombospondin type 1 domain containing. Bases 361 to 1155 code for a protein of 264 amino acids. The transcript is spliced from 5 exons. Lineage: Eukaryota; Metazoa; Chordata; Actinopteri; Sciaenidae. The record is from RefSeq and is a predicted model, not a curated record.
GGAGAGAGAGAGAGAGAGAGAGAGAGAGAGAGAGAGAGAGACGGGAGAGGUCACACACACAAUAUGAGGGACAUUGGGAGUCUGACUGGAGCUGGAAUGGGGUGCUCUGUACUGUAGGUUGCUCGGCAGACCUGUUUCUGGAAGGCUGGACACAGGAGACGGACACAGGAAUUCCAGGUCACAAGGGCUCCUGUGGCAAAGCACAGCCUUGGCUGGGUUGGGGCUGGGCUGGUAUUCCAACCUCUCCCUCUCACGUUCAUGAGCAUGACAGACAUAGAAUAGGACCAGGGAGGGCGUUAAUACACUUAACAAUAAGAAAGCAGAUAAGAGGGCAACUAAGAGACUAGUGUGACCUCCUUUAUGAUGGGAUCCUCUGUGGAGUUUGCAUGUUUGUUGCUGGUGGUUUCGACUCUUGGAAAGAACCACUUGGUGUCUGGAGGUUGUUCUGGGAGAUGCUGCCGGAGCAGAGACUUGAGCUGUUCGACCACUGACUGGAGGAUGGACCGCGUGUAUGGGACGUGCUACUGUGACAAGGGCUGCGAUAAGACCAAGGACUGCUGCUUCGACUACUUCACAGAGUGCCCAGCUCAGGACUGUACCAUGAGCGACUGGAGCUUUUGGAGCGGCUGUGCCAAGCCCUGCCAGCCGUCAGUGAGAGUUCGUGUCCGCCACACGGAGCGGCAGCCCAGUAACAGCGGAGAGCCCUGUCCCAGCCUGCAGGAACGAGCCGGCUGCAUGGAGUACAGAGACCACCAUGGUGGCCACUGUGGACAAAAAUCAGGUCCUGCAUUCAUCACCAGCAUGGAGUUUGGCAAGGGAAGGCCCAAGCAUGACAACUAUGGAAACCCCCUAGACCCUGGGUUCUGUGUGGAAUUCAUGCUGCAGUCUCGGACACCCCAUUGUACAGUGCAGAACCGGCCACACACCCACUGGAUGCGCUACAUAACAGAAGGCUUUAGAGUGUGCGUGUUGUGUGAACCCCCUGCCUUGCGAAACAAUAGUGGCAGCUGCCAAGGAGACGGUCAGGAAUCAGACAAAGAAGCUGUGCUUCGCUGGCAGGCGGUGGGAAACCAUCAGUGCAGCGGGACGUGGAAGAAGGUUCAGAAAACCCAGCAGUGUAACUGUCCACCACAACACAGCUUUGUCUUCAUCUGAUCCAAACCAAGCACCUCAGACCAAUGCUCAGAUCUGGUGUCUACAAUAACAUCUCACAGCAGAGAACUCCUCUCGCCAGCACAUACUUUGUUCAGAUCAGAUGCUACGAUACUUUCAAUGCUACGAGACUUCAAACUUUUGAGGGAGUUACAAUGCAAUUAUGUCUCUAUUACAACGAUAUAAAAGCAUGUUCAAAUCACUGCAAUCACCAUGCACACUUCCACUGUUGUGUAACUUUGCAGCAUACACUCGUACAGUAUUUCACCUUUUUCUAGCACACAUUAAGCACGUACCAGAAUUGAUUUUGCAUUGCUUUAUUGAAAAACAAGCCACUGUUCUUUUGUUUGGUUUUUUACAAAUUUCUUGCAAAUAUAUUUAACUUAAAACUUGAAAAACUAUUUACAUUUGUAUUGUGAAUAUGCAUUUUUUUUUUAAAGAAAAACAUGAAAUGUUCCUUAUCAUAGACGGCUGUGAUAACAGCCUAAUUCAUUGUUCUGUGUUGAGUGCCCUCUGGUGGUAUGACAUUCUCCCGGUGCAAACAGAUCAGCAAGCACAUGUUCAGCCAGUGACAAAUUUUAGGUACAAAUAUUGUAAAAUAUUAAAAUUAUCACAUCAUAGAAGGCAAUU